Alosa sapidissima (American shad) is the source of this 8972-nucleotide messenger RNA. RefSeq names its product fibronectin-like. NCBI's taxonomy places the organism in Eukaryota, Metazoa, Chordata, Actinopteri, Clupeiformes, Clupeidae. Gene Ontology annotation, cellular component: extracellular region. Gene Ontology annotation, biological process: nervous system development; heart development; cell-substrate junction assembly. The record is from RefSeq and is a predicted model, not a curated record. Gene Ontology annotation, molecular function: integrin binding; proteoglycan binding.
UCGCGUGAAGUAGGAGAGCCGGAGAGAAAGCACAUAGAGGCUCCGUCUGGUGCGAGACGAGGAAGACGACUGCACCUCUCCCGUCCCCGACUUCUGUGCCUCUUCAACUCAGUGCACUGCGCAAUUCACUAGAAAUUAGUCAAGAGCAGAAAAAAACCCCAUUAAAUUGGUUGUGCUUACAUACCUGCAUUAUAGGUACAAAAAAAUAAACCAAAAUGUCCAGCAGCCCUGUGGCCAGGGUACUGGCGGUACUCCUCAUCGGAGGAGCUGUGAACUGCAUGCCAAAGGGCACGGGGAAAUCCAAGAGACAAGCACAGGAGAUCUAUCCCAGCGGAGGAGACUCGCCAGCGGUAUCAUCAGUGUCCCAAGAGGGCUGCAUUGAAAAUGGACAGUUUUAUGGAGUUAAUGAACAAUUUGAACGUUCCUACCGGGGGAGCAUGCUCAUCUGCACAUGUCAUGGGGUUGGUGGAAUCAAAUGUAAAACGAAGCCCGAAGCCGAGGAGACAUGCUACGACAAAGUGAAUGAGCGCUCCUACCGGGUGGGCGAGACGUACGAGAGACCCAAGGACGGGAUGAUCUGGGACUGCACAUGCAUUGGCUCCGGGCGCGGUAAAAUCAGCUGCACCAUUGCAAACCGUUGCCAUGAGGGUGGAAACUCCUACAAAAUCGGGGACACAUGGCAGAGACCGCACGACACCGGGAACUACAUGCUGGAGUGCGUCUGCCUCGGAAACGGAAAGGGGGAGUGGACGUGCAAGCCUGUGGCCGAGCGUUGCUAUGACAAUGCAGCGGGGGCCUCCUACCUGGUUGGGGAGACGUGGGAGAAGCCGUACCAGGGUUGGAUGAUUGUGGACUGCACCUGCUUGGGAGAGGGCAGCGGUCGCAUCACCUGCACCUCAAGAAAUCGCUGUAACGACCAGGAUACUCGUUCGUCCUACCGUAUCGGGGACACGUGGAGUAAGACCGACGCCCGUGGGAAUGUCCUGCAGUGCCUUUGCACGGGCAACGGCCGCGGAGAGUGGAAGUGUGAGCGGCACGCCUCGCUUCACACCACAGGACUGGGCACUGGUUCUCGCGUCAUCACCAACAUCCAGCCAGCGGUGUUCCAGCCGGCGGUGAUGCCGGAGACCGCCGCUGAGGACUCCUGCGUAACGGACUCAGGUGUGGCGUACGCGCUGGGCAUGCGCUGGAUCCGUAGCCAGGGCAACAAGCAGAUGCUGUGCACCUGCCUGGGCAAUGGAGUAAGCUGUGAGGAGUGGGAGGGCCGUUCUCAGGUCUAUGGUGGUAAUUCAAACGGCCAGCCAUGUGUGUUCCCCUUCGUGUUCAUGGGGAAAACUUACUACUCCUGCACGUCCGAGGGACGCAGCGAUGGCCAGCUCUGGUGCAGCACUGCCUCGGACUUCGAGACGGAGCACAAGUACUCCUUCUGCACAGAGAAGAACGUUCUGGUGUCCACCCGCGGGGGGAACUCCAACGGCGCUCUUUGUCACUUCCCCUUCCUCUACAACGGCCGCAACUACACCGACUGCUCCGCUGACGGUCGCCAAGACGGCAUGAAGUGGUGCGGUACUACUUACAACUUUGACGGGGAGCAGCGCUUUGGCUUCUGUCCGAUGGCAGCUCAUGAGGAGGUGUGCACUACCAGCGAGGGUGUGAUGUACCGCGUGGGUGACCAGUGGGACAAACGCCACGAUGUUCUGGGUCACAUGAUGCGCUGCACCUGUGUUGGAAAUGGCCGCGGGGAGUGGAGCUGCCUAGCCUACUCGCAACUCAAAGACCAGUGUAUUGUUGAUGGCCUGACUUACGACGUGAACCAGACCUUCACCAAGCACCACGAUGAGGGCUACCUGAUGAACUGCACCUGCUUCGGCCAGGGCCGUGGACGCUGGAAGUGUGAUGCUGUUGAUCAGUGCCAAGAGCCAGAGUCCAAGGUGUUCUACCAGAUCGGCGACUCUUGGGACAAAGUCAUCCAUGGAAUCCGCUACAAGUGCUAUUGCUACGGCAACGGUAUUGGAGAGCUGAGCUGUGAGCCCCAGCAGUCUUUCCCAGGUGGUAACCGUCCUGUGCAGGUGAUCAUCACCGAGUCCGGUAACCAGCCCAACUCCCACCCCAUCCAGUGGAGCCCCCCUCCCUCCACACAGAUCAACCAGUACAUCCUCAAGUGGAAAGUGAAAAACACCUCUGGCCCGUGGCGUGAGGUGACCAUCCCCGGCCACCUGAACUCAUACACCAUCUCUGGCCUGAAGCCUGGCAUCACCUACGAGGGUCAGCUCAUCAGCAUCCUGCGCUUCGGACACAGAGAGCUCACACGCUUCGACUUCACCACCACAUAUGGCUCACUGGCGACCUCUGAGGGGGAGACGACGCCUCCUCCUCCCAUGGUGGACACAUCGGAGUCGGUGACGGAGAUCACGUCCAGCAGCUUCGUCAUCUCCUGGGUGUCUGCCUCCGACACAGUCUCUGGCUUCAGGGUGGAGUACGAGCUCAGCGAGGAUGGAGCACAGCCUGUUGUCCUGGAUCUGCCUCGGACGGCUACCUCUGUCAACAUCAAUGAGCUGCUGCCUGGACGCAAGUACAACGUCAAUGUCUACGAGGUCAUGCCUGAGGGAGAACCCAACCUCAUUCUCACUACCUCCCAGACCACUGCUCCUGAUGCCCCCGCUGAUCAUGAGGUGGAGGAUGUGGAUGAGACCUCCAUCACCGUGAGCUGGGACAAGCCUCAGGCUCCCAUUACAGGUUACCGUGUGGUCUACACUCCAUCGAUUGAGGGCAGCAGCACAGAGUUGACCUUGCCAGACACAGCAACCUCUGUGACCUUGAGUGACCUUCGGCCUGGCCUGCAGUACAACAUCAGCAUCUACGCGGUGGAGGACACUCUGGAGAGUGAGCCUGUGUUUGUACAGGUCAACACAGCCGGAGACCCACUGCCAGAGGAAGUCCCCUCUCCGACCGACCUGCAGUUCUUCGAUGUGUCCGACUCCAAGGUCACCCUCACCUGGGCAGCGCCGGCCACCGAGGUGUCUGGCUACCGUGUCUCCGUGGCGCCGGUGGGCGUGGACGGGUUGACCGAGCGACAGCUGCAGCUGCCAAUCACACACAACGCCUACGUGGAGGUGACGCCCCUCAUGCCUGGCACGCUGUACCGCUUCUUCGUGUUCGCUCUGAAGGGAGGCGAGGAGAGCGAGCCGCUGGUGGGAGAGCAAGCCACCAAGCCGGACUCCCCCAGCGGAGUGCGUUUCUCCAACGUGACGGAGGACAGCGCCCUGAUCCUGUGGGGUCCCCCGCGGGCCCAGGUCACAGGCUACCGCCUCUUCCUGGUGGUGGAGGGCUCCAGCCCCAAGCAGCUGCGCAUCCCGGCACGCCUGACCCAGUACACGCUGCUCAACCUGCAGCCCGAGACGCGCUACACCGCCACGCUCCACUCUGAGAGGGACAACGUGCUGAGCGAGGGCACCUCUGCCAUCUUCACCACCACCCAGCCCAUGGGUAAUGCUCCGCGCUUCACCACCGAUGUUACAGACACCUCCAUCACCGUGUCCUGGAAUCCAGUGCCUAGGGUGGGCUACAAGCUGUCUGUGAGGCCCAGUCAGGGAGGUGAGGCGCCCAGGGAUGUAGUCUCUGAGUCGGGCACCGCUGCCAUCUCUGGCCUGACCCCUGGGGUGGAGUACUCCUACAGCAUUCAGCCAAUCAUCAACGGCCACGACCAGGGGAACCCAAUCGAGCGCCGCAUAGUCACACCUCUGUCCCCUCCCACUGACCUGAAACUCGAGUCCAAUCCCAACACAGGAGAGCUGACGGUCCAAUGGGGAGACACCAAUUCUCCAGACAUCACCGGCUACAGAGUGACAUGCACCCCGACCAAUGGGCAGGAAGGGAACUCUGUGGAGGAGUUUGUGAAGGCGGGCCAGACCUCGUGCACCCUGGAGAACCUCAGCCCUGGCGUGGAGUACAGCGUCAGCGUGGUCACCGUCAAGGACGACAUGGAGAGCUCGCCCGUCUCCACCAUCGUCACUCAGGAAAUCCCCAAGCUCACGGAUCUGGACUUUGUGGACGUCACCGACACCACCAUCGGCCUUAGCUGGAGCCCGCUCAACUUCACCACGGUGACAGGCUACCGUGUCACGGUGGUCGCCGCCGGCGACAGCGUGCCCAUCUUCGAGGACAUGGUGGAGCCCACCACCGGCUACUACACCGUCUACGGCUUGGAGCCCGGCAUCGAUUAUGACAUCACCGUCGUCACGGUCACAGAGAAGGGCGAGAGCGAGCCCACCACAAUCACCCAGCAGACUGCUGUUCCGGCUCCAACGGAUCUCGGCUUCAGUGAUGUCGGCCCGGAGAGCAUGCUGGUGUCGUGGACCGCCCCCAUCGUCCCCAACAAGGCGGACAUUAACCGCUUCAUCAUGCGUUACCACCCCAUCGACAGCGACGAUGACAUCACCGAACGCAGCGUCAGCGCCGCCUUCAACAAUCUGAUUCUGCGCGACCUGCUCCCCAACACGGAGUACCUGGUGAGUGUGGUGUGUGUUUACGAACAGCGGGAGAGCUCUCCAGUGGUCGGCACUCAGAGAACACUCCUGGACUCCCCGACGGGCCUGCGCUUCUCGGAGAUCUCCACCAGCUCGUUCACGGUGCACUGGCAGGCUCCGGGGGCGGCCAUCACGGGCUACCGGUUGCGCUACCAGAUGGCGCGCGGCGGACGGGCCAAGGACGAGCGCCUGCCGCCCUCCCGCAGCCACUUCACGCUGACCGGGCUCAGCCCAGAGACGGACUACAGCAUCAGCGUCUACGCCGUCAGCGGAGGCCAGGAGAGCCGGCCGCUCACCGGCCAGCAGGCAACAAUCUCGGACGCCCCCACUGACCUGGAGGUGACCACUUCCUCCCCUACUAGCAUCACGGUGCGCUGGGACGCCCCGUCCUCUGUGACCGUCAGAUACUACAGGAUCACCCAUGGGGAGACCGGAGGCGAGAGCCUGCCCAAGGAGUUCACCGUCCCUGGCACCCAGUCCACUGCCACCAUCACCAACCUGCGGCCUGGCACUGACUACACUGUCACCGUCUACGCCGUCACUGGCAGAGGGGACAGCCCCGCCUCCAGCACCCCCAUCUCCGUCAGACACAAGACAGACAUUGAGUCCCCCUCAGAGCUGGAAGUGACCGAUGUGAAGGACAGCACCAUCACGGUGCGCUGGACCCCGGCCGCGGGCCCCGUCACGGGGUACAGGGUCACAGGGGUCCCCCGUAAUGGACAGGGCCCCUCCUUCACUGAGACCGUCGCUCCAGACCAGACUGAGAUGACCUUCUCAGGCCUGAUGCCCACGAUGGAGUACGUGUUGAGUGUCUACGCUCUGGGACAAGAUGGGGAGAGUCCUCCACUCGUGGAGACCGUUGUCACCACCGUUGACCGGCCCAAGGACCUGACCUUCUCCGAGGUGGAGGGCACGUCCUUGCGCAUCAGCUGGGACAGCCCCGACGGCCAUGUGAGCUCCUACCGCGUCACCUACUCCAGCCCUGAGGAGGGCGAGAGAGUGCUGUUCCCGCCACCGCGCCCAAACGACGAGUCAGCCACCAUCCAUGGCCUGCGGCCCGGCACAGAGUACACGGUCAAGGUCAUCGCCCUGCACGACCUCACCCCCAGUCCAGCACUGGUGGGAACACAAGCCACAGCCAUCCCUGCCCCCACCAACCUGGAGUUCUCCCAGGUGGGCCCGUCCUCCUUCACCAUCACCUGGCGGUCCCCCAGCGCCCAGCUGACCGGCUACCGCGUGGUCAUCAACCCCACCAGCAAGAGCGGCCCCGCCAAAGAGAUCAACUUGGCUCCCGACUCUACUCAAGUCCAUGUGCCCGGCCUCAUGGUGGCUACUGCCUAUGAAGUCCAGGUGUAUGCUCUGAAGAACUCCCUCACCAGCCGUCCUCUGAAAGGAGAGAUUAACACUCUAGACAACAUCAGUCCUCCCCGACGCGUUCGCAUCGCCAAUGUGAAGGACUCGUCCAUCAGUCUCACGUGGCGCUCCAAGACCGACGCCAUCUCUGGCUUCCUGGUGGAGGCGAUCCCCAGCACAGAGGGCGAGAGCACCAUCCAGAGGUCCAUCCCCCCAGAUUCACGCGGAUAUACCAUCACAGGCCUGCAGCCGGGCACCACAUACAACAUCAACAUCUACACCCUGAGUGGGACUGGACGCAGUGAACCCUUCCGCCUGACCGCCACCACGACUAAGCCCGUGAUCAGCCCCCCCACCAACAUCCGCUUCACAUCGCUGAUGCCCAACGCCAUCUCCUUCAGCUGGGAGGCCCCACGCAGCCCCAUCACUGGCUACUACAUCACCUACGAGCAGGCUGGCGGAGUGCCCAGGGAACUGCUGCCCAGGGUGCCCUCCUCACGCUCCAGUGCCACCAUCACUGGUUUGAAUCCAGGCACCGAGUACAUCAUCAAAAUCGUGGCUCUUCAGAACGCCCAGAGGAGCACACAUCUCAUGGGCAAAGCCACAACCCAGCUGGAGUCUCCUCCCCUGCUGGUGCCUCAGCUGCCGCCGCUGCCCCCCCCACCGACCCGGCACCUCCGCCUGGACGUCCCCGAGGAGGACGAGGGCACCAACCACUUCAACAGCAACCACGUGCACCUGGUGGGACCCAACAACCGCGACUCACUCGGACCAGGGCAGCACAUCUACACCGAGUACCAGAGCCUGGGCCCCAACGAGCAGGGGCAGGUCCUGGGGCCCCAGCAGCGCGAGCCCCUGGUCUACAUCCCACGCCCGGGGCCCGACGGCGUCCGCGUGCCCGUGGUGCGGGUCAGCGAGGGGCCCCUGCCGGGCCUGGCCUUCGGUUUCCCCGACAACGAGACGGGCUGGAUGCCCCAGGAGGCGCAGACGCACACCACCAUCACUUGGCAACCAGCGACGGGGAACGCGGACGAGUACGUGGUCACCUGCAGCCCCCUAGUGGAGACCACCGAGAAGACCUUCCAGAUGCGUCUGCCCGGCUCCUCCAACAGCGCCACCCUGAUCGGCCUGACCCCCGGGGCAUCCUACAACGUGCUGGUGGAGGUGGUGGACGGGGUCGACAAACACACCGUGCUGGAGAAGGUCAUCACUGUCGGCAACACUGGGUCGGUCCCGGUGAGCAGGGACGCGUGCUACGACACGUUCACGGCCACGCACCACGAGGUGGGCGAGGAGUGGGAGCGCAUGUCGGAGACGGGCUUCAAGCUCUGGUGCAGGUGCCUGGGCCUGGGCAGCGGUCAUUUCCGAUGUGAUUCAUCCAAGUGGUGCCAUGACAACGGGAAUAACUACCGCAUCGGUGAGAAGUGGGACCGUCACGCAGAGAAUGGUCACAUGAUGAGCUGCACCUGCCUUGGCAACGGCAAAGGAGAGUUCAAGUGCGAGCCACAUGAGUCCACGUGUUAUGAUGAUGGAAAGAUGUACCAGGUGGGAAAUCAGUGGCAGAAGGAGUACCUGGGAGCCAUCUGCACCUGUACAUGCUACGGAGGACAGCAGGGCUGGAGGUGUGAGAACUGCCGUCGUCCUGGCGCUGACAUAGACGCCGACCUACUGCAACCCAUCCACACAGAUGCCUUUGACCGCUACAGAGAGAAUGCCCUACGCAAACUGAAUAUCCAGUGUCCUAUUGAAUGCCUGAGACCAGACCUGCUGGCAGAUGCCCAAAGCCCAACUGAAUAGUGUCCCUCUCCCUCUCUCUCUCUCUACUGCUAACUUUGUGGUGAGCCUAUAUGUGAAGGAAGUGUGCCCCCAUCCUCUAAAGAAAAGAACAGUACCCCAUCCCAGCUCCCUAAAGCCGCCUACAUGGUGUGCACGACCUCGGUUUCCAUCUCCUCACCAUCACAAGUCCUGACUUCAGAGAAACUGGAUAGUUGGGAAACAAAAUGGCUGAUGCCCUCUGCAGUACCCUUGUUUAAGUGUGACAGGCCUGUUUUGUACUUUAGAUAGUACAUUACCUAGGAUUAGUGAAGGCUUGGCUGGUAGGUCUAGGGAGCCGAGAUGGGAACUGGACUAAAAUCUUAAAGUCUUCCUUUCUGGUUCUAGUUUAUGGCUUAGACCAGAUCACCGCCAUCUUUAUCCUGCUGCACCUUAUUUUACACACCUGCCUUUUGUAGUAGGACGCCCUACUACAUCACAUCCUGUUGCAUCAUCAUUACUUCCUGUGUAAGAAGUAUUGUUAUUCACCUGCUGGGUUUCCCCCUCACACCCACACCCUCCAGCCCUAUCCCCAGCCCCUGAGGCGGCCAAUCGAGAACGAGAAUCCACAACUGACCUAUGCAGUGAAGUUUAAUUUAGUGCCUUACAGUAUUCCCUCUCUGAGGAUUGGUCAGCUGAAGGACAUUCAUUUUUCAGCCCCUUUAUAAGAUGACAGAAUGCAAGCGUAGAGAAGUGAAGAUGACUAUAAAAACAAAAUGAAACUGUCCCACCUUAGUGUAUUCCACAAAAAGAUUAGUCAUCUCCUCACCCCAUCCCUCAGUGCUGGCCCAAGCAGCCUCUAAGACCCCAUUAUUGGCCAGAUGUUAGAAUAUAGACUUUGACGUCAAGAAUAUAAAAAGAGUCUUCAAAAUCGAGCACUGACUUAACAUGCUAGUCUUGAUGCCUCAUUGGCAGCUGGUAUUCAUUUCUCUACAAUUUGAUUGGUCAUAUUUCUACAGUAGUCCUGUUUUUUUGUUUUGUUUGUUUGUUUAUUUUUUUACCCGGCAACAGCGGAAAGCACUGUGGUUUUAUUGAUGGAUGAACUUAGUAGAAACACUCAACUGAUAUUGACUUGGUUUUGUGUUAUUGUAUUUGUUGUUAAAAUUGAUUUCAUGUUUUUGUUUGUUUUUGGUUUUUACUUGUUUUUAUUUAUCCCAAUAUAUGUUUAGCAUUUUUUGUUGGAAUGCAAAUUUUGGGGUGUACACUUUUUUAUAUUGUAGGUGCCAAAGUCUAAACUACUGUGGACUUAAAAUCCUUUUUAAUAAAGUUUUACAAAAAAUA